Centruroides sculpturatus (bark scorpion) is the source of this 849-nucleotide messenger RNA. RefSeq names its product aspartyl/glutamyl-tRNA(Asn/Gln) amidotransferase subunit B-like. The transcript has a single exon. Bases 1 to 849 code for a protein of 282 amino acids. The record is from RefSeq and is a predicted model, not a curated record. Lineage: Eukaryota; Metazoa; Arthropoda; Arachnida; Scorpiones; Buthidae. Gene Ontology annotation, molecular function: glutaminyl-tRNA synthase (glutamine-hydrolyzing) activity. Gene Ontology annotation, biological process: glutaminyl-tRNAGln biosynthesis via transamidation; mitochondrial translation.
AUGGCUAAAAAUUACCAAGUGCGGAUCGGGAUUGAAAUUCACCUUGAACUGAACACGAAAACCAAGAUGUUUUCUGGUUCGCGGGUUGAUUUUGAGGCUGAGCCCAACACUUUAAUCAACGAAAUUGAUCUCGGUUACCCGGGAACUUUGCCGACCGUGAACCAGGCCGCGGUAGAAAAGGCGAUUCAAUUAGCUAAAGCGCUAGACAUGCGAAUUGCCGAGCAGUUAAAGUUUGAUCGGAAAAACUACUUUUACCCCGAUUUACCCAAGGGAUACCAAAUUACCCAGCAGUUUGAACCAAUUGCUAGCGCCGGCAUUUUACAUCUAAGGGACGGUAAAAAAGUUCGCAUCACUCGGAUUCACUUGGAGGAAGACACGGCUCGUUCGCACCACCGAGGCGAGUUCACUUUGCUCGACUACAACCGCGCGGGCGUGCCGUUAAUUGAAAUCGUCAGCGAACCAGAUUUAUCCAGUGCCCAGGAGGCGCACGAGUACGUUAACUUAAUUCGUCUAAUCGCGCAAACGCUCAACAUUUCUGACGCCAAAAUGGAACAAGGUUCGCUGAGAGCGGACGUGAACAUUUCGCUUAGCGAGCCAGGCUCAGAAAUUUAUGGCACCAAGGUGGAGAUUAAAAACCUUAACUCACUGCAAAACAUCCUUAAAGCGGUUGAGUUUGAAAAAGAAGUUCAAACCCAAACUUUGGCAAGCGGUCAAAAAGUCGUUCAAGCCACCAAGCGUUUUGAUGAAACUAAAGGUCAGACCGUGACGAUGCGCGAAAAAACUGCCGCGAUUGAUUACAAGUACUUUGCUGAGCCUAACAUCCCGCCGAUUAAACUUGACCGCGCUUGA